GUGUGAGGUGCACGAGGUCUAAGCACCCCUGAAGGGACUCUGAUAGUUUGCACUGAUCCAUGGUUUGCUGAACAGAACAAGAUUUGACUUGAUUUCUUAAACUUUGUGACAGUAAGGAUGACCUUUGAUGACCUCUUGGAAGAGGCCGGGUCAUUUGGCCGCUGUCAGAGGCGAAUCUUUGCCCUGCUCUGCCUCUUGUCGUUGCCUUUUGCAGGGGUAUACGUCGGCAUCGUAUUCCAGGGUUUCACCCCUGAUCAUUGGUGUCGGGACCCUGCAGUGGUGGAGAGGAGGCAUGCAUGCGGCUGGAACCUGACAGACAGUCGCAGGCUGACGGUGCCUCUGGUCAAUAGCUCUGGACUGGUGCAGCACAGCACCUGCGAGCAGUAUGAGGUGGACUGGAAUGCCACAGAGCUGACCUGUGACACACAGGAACUGGACCUGAGUGGAGUCCCACUUACAGCAUGCAAGGAAAGCUGGGAGUAUCAGUAUGAAGGCAGGAAAUCCUUCGUCACAGAGUUCAAUCUGGUGUGUUCAGAUGGAUGGUUGGUGGACAUGUUCCAGUCUACUCUCAAUGUGGGCUUCUUGGUUGGCAGUUUCGCUUUUGGAUACUUUGCUGACAGGUUUGGCAGGCAGAUCAGUUUCUUGGUGUCCAACAUUUUGAAUGCAGUAGCAGGGAUCGCAGUGGCUAUAGCGCCAAACUACAUCUCCAUCCUUGUGUUCAGGACCAUCCUUGGCUUCAGUGUCAAAGGAGGCUGGAUGACCUCAUAUGUGCUGCUCACAGAGAUUGUUGGUGUGAAGUACAGGAGAACAGUGGGUAUCUUGUACCAGAUGUUCUUCAGCGUGGGUCUCCUCAUCCUUCCUUUGCUCGCCUACUUUAUCACAGACUGGCGCUGGCUCCAGGUCACCUUCACUUUGCCCUACAUGCUCUUCGUGUGUUAUUACUGGUUUAUCCCAGAGUCUCCGAGGUGGCUCAUCUCUCAGAACCGUUCCUCCAAAGCUUUGAAGAUCACUGAAGCCAUGGCCAGAGAGAACCACAGGACACUGUCCAAGAAUACGGAGUCACUGACUGAUGGUGAAGGUGAGUCUACCUCUGCCUCUUUGCUGGACCUAAUCAGAACUCCAAAAAUGAGAAAACACACCUUCAUCCUCAUGUUCAACUGGUUCACCAGUGCUGUGGUUUAUCAAGGCCUCGUCAUGCGCUUGGGGAUAGCAGGAGGAAACGUCUACAUUGACUUUCUCAUUUCUGGCUUGGUGGAAUUUCCUGCUGCCUUCCUUAUCCUCUUCACCAUUGAACGUAUUGGCCGGCGUCUCCCAUUCGCCACUGCGAAUAUCGUAGCUGGAGCUUCUUGCUUCAUUGCUGCUUUCAUUCCUGACAGCUUGUUCUGGUUAAAGACAGCGGUUGCCUGUAUCGGUCGGUUGGGGAUCACCAUGGCCUUUGAGAUGGUGGUGUUUGUUAACACAGAGCUCUACCCCACAUUUGUCAGGAACCUGGCAGUGUCUGUUUGUUCUACACUGUGUGAUGUUGGAGGCAUUGUGUCCUCAUUCCUGCUGUACAGACUGGCUGCUAUCUGGCUGGAAAUGCCACUCAUCAUCUUUGGUGCUGUGGCAAUCAUAGCUGGAGGUUUGGUGCUGUUACUUCCUGAAACCAAAGGAGUACCUCUCCCUGAAACCAUUGAUGAUAUUGAGUUCCCAAAUUGGAAAAAGCGGAGCCAAGAAGAAAAUCAUCAAAUGAAGAAUCUUCUGAAGUCUGAAGAUCAGAUGAAAAAGAGGGAAACGACUACUGAAUGAUUACAUUUUAUUUCACCCAAACACAAGGAAGUACGUUUUUAAUAUUUGUAUAAUUUCCUUGUUUCAUUUAAGUAUUGUUUUUCCAAAUUUCAUUCAUUGUUCAUUGUCCUUAUUUUUUUUUAAACCAUUAACAUGCGCUGUUUAUAGUGUAGCCACAUCAGACAGCAGUGCUUGUAAUAUCAGAGCAGAACAGUGUAUAUAUGUUAAGAUCCUCAAUAACCACAUUGCAGUUUAGUUGGUUUUGAUGGUUCUAUCUAUCCAGUCCACAAACUUAGACACUCGAGCGUAGACGCCAGGUUUCAUGGCAUUGGCACAGCCCAGACCCCAGGAUGUGACACCCUGCAAGACAAACCUGUUUUGCGAAUAACACACUAGAGGACCACCGCUGUCACCCUACAAGGAGAAAACACACACAUAUACAUAUAUUUUACUGUUCAAUUCACACACUAGCUGCUUUUGAUGCCGUUGAGGUUAACUGCUGGCAAAACUAACAGAGAAAAAAAAAGAAGAAUUGUUUGGCCAGUGGCUCAUUUAAAAAAUAUAACAAAAGACUAAUUAAGGGAUUGGAAACAGCACAUCUACUGUAUUUGUUGUUGACUAUAUACAUUGAAAAAGUGGGAUAGUAAGAUUUAUUUAACACAUUUGACUUGAGUCCUUUUACCUUUUAGGCAGGCCAGACAAUAAAAUAAAAUAAAAACAUGAAAAAAUAAUAAAUUAGUAAAAUUACAGAAUUUACUCUAGACCCCAAAACAGGAACUUUCCCCUUAUUUACUUGUUCCUGUUAGUAAAUUAUGUUGGUGUACUAUGAAUGGCAAUGGGGGUGAGCAGUCUUAUUAAAUUACAGUUAAAAGUUCAGAAUUGAUACACGCCUUCACAUUUUCUAUCAUUGUCCAGUGGGUUGGAUUUGAGUCUUCUUCAGGACUAUCUUGGCCCCCGUGCCUUAUGUUUGACACCCCAGAACUAAACAUCACUUAUAACAUGAGUGUGCCACAAAACCCAUUCAUGUUAAUAUAAUUUUAAAAUUGGGUCGCUUUUUCCAUGGUUAAUCAAUGCUACAAAUAAGUGGAGGUUUAAUUCAAACAAGUAUCAGAGAAAUGUUUAGUCAAUAUUCCAGUUACUAAAACAACCAUCAGGCACUCAUUGUCAUCACAGUUCUUUAUAUCUCGAUUUAAAUCAUCUAAAUAACCAUCUAAAUAUUUACUGUUAAUAUGGAAAAUUUACAUGCAUAACAGAUAAGAGAAGUUCAAACAUCUGUCUAGUGUUGAUUAGAUACAUUUUUCUGUGUGUGAUAACAGAGGACUCAAAAAACUUUAACAUGUUUGUAAAAUCAAAUUUUUCCUGGUUUGAAUGUUUAAUUUGCAAUUAUUUGAUUUUGGUAGCUUUAAUUUAUCAGUCUGCAAUUUUCUAAUAUUUUAGAAUGACUUUUAAUUUGGUGUUAGUUUAAUAGUUGAUUGUUGAAAGAACUUCUAAAUCCAAAGUACUCUAACUUUAUGAAAUCUUUUCUCAUGUAUGGUGAACUGUUCUACUGUAAACAUAUUAAAUAAAAAUUGUACC
This is a messenger RNA of Neolamprologus brichardi, 3342 nucleotides long. RefSeq names its product solute carrier family 22 member 2 (gene slc22a2). Gene Ontology annotation, molecular function: transmembrane transporter activity. Gene Ontology annotation, cellular component: membrane. Gene Ontology annotation, biological process: transmembrane transport. The record is from RefSeq and is a predicted model, not a curated record. Lineage: Eukaryota; Metazoa; Chordata; Actinopteri; Cichliformes; Cichlidae.